AUGGCAAAUGCCAUGGAGGUUGACGAUGGUGACGUUGAUGAUGACGACUGGGACCCUCACGUAGCUCCCGGUAUUGUUCUCCGUCCACACAUCGUCCAGUGGAAUGUCGCACUAGGAACAGAAAAGGUCGACAACCUGGAUGUAGAUCCGCUGCACGAUCCGGAAGCGGACGAUCAAGACGAGAAGUGGGUUGCAGAUCAGUUGCUGCAGCCCGACACACGAAAUGUGAAGGGCACAGACGCCGUCCUGAACUGCCCGGGCUGCUUCACGCCUGUUUGCUACCAGUGCCAGCGCCAUGAGCAGUUCACUCGCCAGUGGCGGGCCUCCGAAGUGCGAAACUGCAAAGUGGACAAAUCCGUUGCGCUCUCCAUGGCAAAGGACGACCCUGCAAAAUACUUCGCUCUUCGCUGUGAGACCUGCAACGCCGAUGUUGGGCUCCAGGACAUGGAAGGGAUCUUUCACCUCUUUCAUGUCUUAGAAAGCCUUGCUUAA
Symbiodinium sp. CCMP2456 is the source of this 492-nucleotide messenger RNA. The record is from the annotation of a GenBank genome assembly. Lineage: Eukaryota; Dinophyceae; Suessiales; Symbiodiniaceae.